CAAAUUUCAAAUUUACGAAAGUAUGUGAUGUAUUAAGAUAUUUUCUUUUGGUUGCAUUAAUUGGAGCGUAAGAACACCGCGAAGACAAUAUGACCGUUGGAGCCAUAAUUCCCUCCGCGCGCUUUCUUUAUAAACCCCAAUCCCUGAAUUCCAACUCCCACUAGGAAAUCCAAACUCUACUUCCCCCCAAAUCCUCCUUACACAGUAGCGAAUAGCGACCGCCUUCAAUCCAAGCAAACCCUAGAAUUUUUUAUUUCAAUCGCGAUUCUUUCGUCUUCGUCUUCUGCGUCGAUCACUGACGCCGCCGACUUCACUCCUCCGCCGCCAACCAGUUCAGUCUCUCUGUUUCUUCUCUGAUUACUCUGAUUCUCUUCUUACCCAUUCCAUCGGUGCCUCUUUUGAUCAUAUUUUUCUGAACCCAGAAAACAAUGGGUUCGAUGAAGAGGAAGAGACCGGACGAACCAGAGAAGAGCUUUUUCCGUUCGAAAUUCGAGUGGGUUCGAGGGCCGAUGCUCGGGAGUGGGGGAUUCGGGUCGGUUUAUCUGGCGACCGUGAAAAAGUCCAAGUUGGGUUGCGAGGGUUUCCCGACGAUGAUGGCGGUGAAAACCUUCUCCAAGUCAAAUGAGCUCGCGACGGAAAGUUCGUAUCUGACCCUGUUUCGGGACUGCCCCUUUAUUAUCGGAAGCUAUGGAACAAAUCUGACCAUUGGGGACGAUGGUCACUUGAAGUGUAAUGUGUUUUUGGAGUAUGCCGAUGGAGGAACAAUUGGGGAUUUGAUCGAGAAAUCGGGCGGUUCAGGGUUGUGCGAAUCGGAUGUGAGCAAGUAUACCAAAGCGAUUCUGAAAGGGCUCGAGUACAUUCAUGAAAGGGGUUAUGUGCAUUGUGAUUUGAAGCCGGAUAACAUAUUGCUUGUGAGAUCUGAUUCUGGUUUUGUGCCGAAAAUUGGGGACUUCGGGUUGGCAAAGAUGGCGAUGCAGAAGCUGUCACGCCAAGGCACAUCAAUGUAUUUUUCUCCCGAAACUGUGACUCACAAAAUUCAGGAGCAGCCUUCCGAUAUUUGGGCAGUAGGUUGCAUUGUACUCGGGAUGUUAACGGGGAGACAGCCAUGGGAAGUGAAGGGCGGCGCUGACCUAAAGCCUCUUAUUGCUUCAAAACUUCCCAAUGUUCCUGGCUGGUUAUCAGAAGAUGCUAAAGACUUUUUGCGAAAAUGCCUACUGAGGGACCCUUUCAAGAGAUCCACAGCUGCUGAGCUAUUGAAGCACUCGUUCGUGACAAAACUGGACAGAGUUGGAGAGGUUGAACCAAUAAAGGAGGUUGCUUCAGUGUCAUCUCCGGAGCAAGGCGAUUAUGGAAGCUUUAUACCCCUCGGAAGCUGGAGUUCUGAAGAGGCAGUAGAUUUUGGACCAAUUCCUCCUGUGGCAGUCUUGAACCCUAGACCGGUUAUUCCAAGCACGGCUUGCCAAAAGGCGUCAAAUUUUGCUGUAAUGGGUGCAGCUUAGCUUUACUUGUUUCCAUACCUGUUGACAAAGUCAGGGAUGUGUACAAUGCAGACAUCUUCCGAAGGAGGUUGAGCUUGAGGAGGAAGUCUGAUUAUGUCCCCAAACAUUUACUACAGUUAAGGCGCCGAUUCUUCCUCUGGCACUCAUGAGUCCAAGACCUGUGAUUCCAACAACGGCGCAUCAAAGGACUCAACUUUUGCAAUAGAGGGUGCAGCUUAAGUCGAAUUGUUUUGUUACCUGUUCUGCUGUUCAUGGAUUGGUGUAAUACUUCAUUAUUCCACAUCUGUAAUUGUAAAUUUUGACAUGUAAUAUCUUCUUGGUGGCUGUAUCGAUUUCACUCUAUAUAUAUGGAAUAAUAGUUCCACUUUGAUUCAUUUAUCUUUGUUUCCUUUAGUAGUUUUUAAGUUGCAGUUCUCAAGCUCAUUCAACA
This is a messenger RNA of Pyrus x bretschneideri (Chinese white pear), 1929 nucleotides long. Its product is annotated as mitogen-activated protein kinase kinase kinase 20-like. Bases 429 to 1499 code for a protein of 356 amino acids. Gene Ontology annotation, biological process: protein phosphorylation. Gene Ontology annotation, molecular function: ATP binding; protein kinase activity. NCBI's taxonomy places the organism in Eukaryota, Viridiplantae, Streptophyta, Magnoliopsida, Rosales, Rosaceae. The record is from RefSeq and is a predicted model, not a curated record. The transcript has a single exon.